Molecule: messenger RNA, 3862 nt
Organism: Actinia tenebrosa (Australian red waratah sea anemone)
Lineage: Eukaryota; Metazoa; Cnidaria; Anthozoa; Actiniaria; Actiniidae
Product: glycine dehydrogenase (decarboxylating), mitochondrial
Biological process (GO): glycine decarboxylation via glycine cleavage system
Cellular component (GO): glycine cleavage complex; mitochondrion
Molecular function (GO): pyridoxal phosphate binding; glycine dehydrogenase (decarboxylating) activity; glycine binding
Source: RefSeq, a predicted model, not a curated record
AUAUUUGUAGAAUGGGGUGAAUAUUAUCUUAACUGUACAAGCAGCUCAUGUGACUAGACUUUUCUACGACUCAGAACCUGGAAGAUGGUGAUCUAGAUAUUUAUAAGAUUCGAUUUUAGUCUUAAGGGGUUUUAAUAUUUAGGAAGAGAUUUUUUGUUGAAGAUUUUGUUGUUUUUAGGUCAGGCUUUGAGUGGAUUGUAGUCCUUCUCUUCCCCCAUUUCUUUAAGGUAGUUUUGUCGUAGAUUUGUUUGGAUUAGAGGUUUAACUAGCUUGGAUCGUUUUAAAAUGUAUUCCAAUGCAGCAAGAAUUACUCGCUACGUCGUAAGACAAGGAUUCUCAAGCCAUCAAUGGCAAACAAAAAGGAUUGUUCCUUCUCAGUCUCUUAGACUUGUUCUUAGAAGUUUUUCCUCUGCUGUAACGAGGUUCGACAUCAGUCAGAUUGCUCCAAGUUCUGAUGCUUUUAUCAGCCGCCAUAUUGGACCAAGCGAAGAAGAACAGAAAGAAAUGCUUAAAGAAAUGGAGCUUGAGAAUAUGGAAGAAUUGAUAGAAAAGACAGUGCCUGCUGGUAUAAGACACAGAGAGGAACUCAAACUGGAUCAACCAUUAAGUGAACCAGACCUGUUGGUUAAACUUCGUGAAAUCUCCAAAGGCAAUCAAAUAUGGCGUUCAUAUAUUGGAAUGGGUUAUUACAACUGCCACGUUCCUACCACCAUCCUCAGAAAUAUACUGGAAAAUCCAGGAUGGACUACACCUUACACCCCUUAUCAACCUGAGCUGGCUCAAGGACGUCUGGAAUCAUUACUGAAUUUUCAAACAAUGGUCAGUGACCUUACAGCACUGGACAUUGCUAAUGCAUCACUCCUGGAUGAGGCAACUGCAGCUGCUGAAGCAAUGGCUCUUGCAUACAGAGCUAAUAAAAAGCCCAAGUUUUUUGUAGAUCGUAACUGUCAUCCUCAAGUCAUUGCUGUCGUGGAAACAAGAGCCAAGACGUUAGGCCCAGAUGGAAAUGGCAUUGAAAUUAUCAUUGGUGAUAAAAAUAGUUUUGACUUCUCUGGACAAGACGUCAGUGGUGUAUUGUUCCAGUAUCCUGAUACCUAUGGAAUGAUUGAUGAUUUUUCUGGGUUGGUGGAAAAAGCGCAUGCAGGAAAGGCUCUUGCAGUCUGUGCAACAGAUCUUUUAGCUUUGACUAUUCUCAGACCCCCAGGGGAAUUUGGUUGUGAUAUUGCUGUAGGGUCAACUCAAAGAUUUGGAGUUUCGCUUGGUUAUGGAGGUCCACAUGCAGGAUUUUUUGCCAUCCGUGACAUAGGCAAUUUGAAAAGAAUGGUACCUGGAAGAAUGGUUGGAGUGACCAGGGAUACACAUGAUGUUCCUUGCUACCGUCUUGCUCUGCAAACAAGAGAACAACAUAUCAGAAGAGAUAAGGCCACAAGCAACAUUUGCACAGCACAAGCAUUGUUAGCAAACAUGUCUGCAAUGUAUGCUGUCUACCAUGGACCCAAAGGCUUGAAGAACAUAGCAUUGAGAGUACAUAAUGCAACUUUACUCCUUGCCGAAGGGAUCAAGCAGGCUGGCCACCAAGUCAAUGAAAUGCAUCCUUAUUUUGAUACACUCAAGGUUGUGUCAGCCACUGGUGAUAUCUCAGAAAUACAGAAAAGAGCAGCAGAGAAGAAGAUAAACUUGAGAAAAAUUGAUGAACAAACAGUUGGAUUGUCCCUUGAUGAAACAGUCAAGGAACAAGACUUGAAUGACCUACUUUGGAUAUUUGGGUGCAAGUCAAAUGCUGUAGAAAUCAGUGGCAACCUCUCUGAAGUACCCCAGAACAGUCUUCUUCAUACUCCCUUUAAACGACUGAGCAGCUAUCUAACACACCCUGUGUUUAACAGUCAUCACUCAGAGACGAAUAUCGUUAGGUACAUGAAGCAGCUAGAGAAUAAAGAUCUUUCUUUGGUUCACUCCAUGAUAUCCUUGGGAUCCUGCACCAUGAAGUUGAACAGCACCACUGAAAUGAUGCCAAUAACUUGGCCUAGGUUUGCCGAUAUCCACCCCUUCGCACCAGUAGAACAAGCCGUAGGAUACUUAAAACUUUACCAGGAACUUGAACAAGAUUUUUGCGAGAUUACAGGAUUUGAUGCAGCAUGCUUCCAGCCAAAUAGUGGAGCACAAGGUGAAUACACAGGACUACGAGCUAUAAGAGCGUACCUUGAGCAUAUUGGACAAGAAAAAAGAAAGGUGUGUCUGAUUCCAGUUUCUGCCCAUGGCACCAAUCCUGCUAGUGCGCAGAUGGCAGGAUUCACAGUCAAGGUUAUUAAAGUUGACAGUGGUGGAAAUAUUGACCUGGAUGACCUGAAGAAACAGGCAGAGAAGUACAGUGCAGAGCUUGCAGCCAUUAUGGUUACCUAUCCAUCUACAAAUGGUAUAUUUGAAGCUGGAAUAAGAGAGAUUUGUGACUUGGUGCAUUACCAUGGAGGACAAGUGUAUCUGGAUGGAGCUAAUCUUAAUGCUCAGGUGGGUUUGUGCCGACCAGCAGACUAUGGUGCUGAUGUAAUGCACAGUAACUUGCACAAAACAUUCUGCAUCCCACAUGGAGGAGGAGGGCCUGGCAUGGGACCUAUUGGAGUCCGAAAGCAUCUUGUUCCUUUCCUUCCAUCACAUCCCGUCAUCGCACCAUCCAGUACAGUGGGACAGGGUGCCAAACCCUUUGGAGUCAUCUCGGCUGCACCUUAUGGCUCUAGUGCGAUCUUGACGAUUGCUUGGGCUUAUAUCAAAUUGAUGGGUGCCAAGGGACUGAAACAAGCUUCUGAGGUUGCUAUAUUAAAUGCAAACUACAUGGCCUCAAGGCUCAAAGAUCAUUAUGACGUACUGUUUGUUGGUGAUGGUUACUGUGCACAUGAGUUCAUUAUUGAUGCCAAAGAUUUUAAAAAGACAGCAGGAAUUGAAGCCAUGGACAUUGCAAAGAGACUUCAGGACUAUGGCUUCCAUGCUCCUACUGUCGCCUGGCCUGUAUCAACUGCUUUGAUGAUUGAGCCAACAGAGAGUGAAAGCAAAGCUGAGCUGGACCGACUUUGUGAUUCCCUAAUAUCUAUAAGAAAUGAAAUCAGAGACAUCCAAGAUGGAGUUAUGGACUCGAAAAAUAAUCCCCUCAAGAAUUCCCCUCAUCCACAAGAUGUUGUCAUGUCAGAUAAAUGGAGUUAUCCAUACAGCCGUGAAAUUGCAGCAUACCCUGCACCCUGGUUGAAAGGCACAACAAAGUUCUGGCCAGGCUGUGCAAGGGUAGACGACAAACACGGAGACCAAAAUCUCGUCUGCACAUGUCCACCAUUGGAAAGCUAUGACUAUGAGAAGACAAAGGCAUUCACAUAAAGAUUGUUAAUAUGAUAUAUUAUCCACCUCCAGCAACAAAUUAAAACACUCACAGGUUAAUAUGCUUUUGACCAGGAAUUUUUGGACCACAUAACAUAUGAAUAAGUCUUGCCGUCACCUUUGUCGCCUACACAAUUUUGCAGUGAAAGAAAGAAAAAAGAAAUGAGCAUUUGAAAAAUUCUAGAAUGCUUAUCUCAGACUUCAGUGUUUUUUAAUGGAAGAUCCAUGAACGAGCAACAUGUUACUUGCUAGAUCUAGUUCAGGAAUGAAGAAAUUAGCUCAAAGAAUUGUAAAUACCGAAGGCAGAUCAUUGUUUCCAAGCCCGGUUGAGUAAUGUGCUUUUGUCGCACACCGUUGGAUGGUGUUGGACAUACGCAGACUGCAGACUGAAGACUAGAUGUAUUUAAUAAUUAUUAUCGUUUUAAAUUUGUAUUACAUUUGCAAUGUAUUUUUUUCCUUACAAACCCAUUACAAAUUAUAUAAUAAAAGUAUAUAAAGCACC